AUGCAGCUGAAUGAGACUGGAGUUCAAACCUCGGCCCCAGAGCCAUGUGAGCAGCAAAUUCUUCUGGAGGACAAUGCUGGAAACUGCAGCGGCGGACCCACCGGAAACCUGUCGCUGCACUGCUGGCUGCAGCUGCUCACCAGGGACUCCAUCAUGGAAUUUCAAGGGGACAGCUCCAGUCUGGUGGUACGUGUGAUGAUAGCAUGUGUCUACUCUAUAGUCUGUGCACUGGGGCUGGUGGGAAACUCUUUGGCUCUGUAUCUGUUGCACUCUCGCUACAGGAAGAAGCAAUCAUCCAUCAACUGCUUUGUGAUGGGGCUGGCUAUUACAGACCUUCAGUUUGUGCUGACGUUGCCUUUCUGGGCGGUUGACACUGCUUUGGACUUCCGCUGGCCAUUUGGACGUGUGAUGUGUAAGAUCAUCAGCUCUGUCACCACCAUGAACAUGUAUGCCAGCGUCUUUUUCCUCACAGCGAUGAGCAUGGCACGUUACUACUCCAUCUCCUCAGCGCUGAAAAUGCACAGCCGGCGGGCGGCAGCAGCCAGAGCCAAGUGGACCAGCCUGGGCAUCUGGGCUGUCUCUCUGCUGGCCACUUUGCCUCAUGCCAUCUAUUCCACCAGUGCCCAGGUGUCGGAUGAGGAGCUCUGCCUGGUGCGCUUCCCAGACUCUGGCAGCUGGGAUCCACAGUUACUUUUGGGCCUCUACCAGCUGCAAAAAGUCCUCCUGGGUUUCCUUAUUCCUCUGAUCAUAAUCACUGUCUGCUACCUGCUGCUUCUACGCUUCAUCCUUAGCCGACGCAUCACAGGUGCAGGGGGCCCAGAGGUGGAGCAGAGCAGGCAAAAUCGCCGCUCCAGAGUGACCAAAUCCAUCGCUAUUGUGGUUCUGUCCUUCUUUCUGUGCUGGCUCCCCAACCAGGCACUGACGCUGUGGGGAGUGCUCAUAAAGUUUGACCUUGUGCCCUUCAGCAAAGCUUUCUACAACACACAGGCCUACGCAUUCCCCCUGACGGUGUGUUUGGCUCACACCAACAGCUGCCUCAACCCAGUGCUCUACUGCCUGAUCCGCCGGGAGUUUCGGGCAGGUCUGAAGGAGCUCCUCCUCCACGCCACGCCGUCUUUUAGAAGCCUGACUCAUCUGCUGCCUCGCAAGGCCAAAGUGUCCGAGGCACCGCCUGUUCUGGUGCUCGUCCAAAUGGAUGUCUGA
Cheilinus undulatus (humphead wrasse) is the source of this 1203-nucleotide messenger RNA. RefSeq names its product relaxin family peptide receptor 3.2b (gene rxfp3.2b). Gene Ontology annotation, biological process: G protein-coupled receptor signaling pathway; immune response. The coding region runs from base 1 to 1203 and encodes 400 amino acids. The record is from RefSeq and is a predicted model, not a curated record. The transcript has a single exon. Gene Ontology annotation, cellular component: membrane. Gene Ontology annotation, molecular function: G protein-coupled receptor activity. NCBI's taxonomy places the organism in Eukaryota, Metazoa, Chordata, Actinopteri, Labriformes, Labridae.